Messenger RNA from Drosophila yakuba, 1777 nucleotides. Its product is annotated as pickpocket protein 19. Gene Ontology annotation, molecular function: ligand-gated sodium channel activity. Gene Ontology annotation, biological process: sodium ion transmembrane transport. The coding region runs from base 214 to 1755 and encodes 513 amino acids. Gene Ontology annotation, cellular component: membrane. NCBI's taxonomy places the organism in Eukaryota, Metazoa, Arthropoda, Insecta, Diptera, Drosophilidae. The record is from RefSeq and is a predicted model, not a curated record. The transcript has 3 exons.
CUAUGAGUAAAACUACUUUAGAAUCGUUAUUGGACUGUCUCUCAAAGAUUAGGUCAAUCUUUUGAAUUGAAAAGCUAAUUGGCAUCCAAAGCAGCGAGGACUUCGAUUAUUUUAUGCGACCAAGUGCCUGCUGCAUUCCAUACACUACAAUAACCCAAACUUUUCGAGCUCGUUUAUAAAAGCCAUGAUGCAGCAUGAAGGACUCAUGUCAAAAUGUUCGUUCGCUCAACUGGAAAGGAAUCGCGAGCUGAGCACCCAACUCCUUGGGCGCCAGUCAAUGUGAAAUCAGACAAGCAAAAUGCUUGGACUAUGCUGCUCGAUAGCUACAUAUGCAGAUCGCACAUCCAUGGACUGUAUCUGCUCUUCUUACCCUCGAUGCGACGUCGUAUGCGAGUUCUGUGGUCACUGGCCCUGAUCUGCGCCUGCACCGUUCUGUUCCACGUGAGCUAUUUGCUGGGCGAGCGUUACCACAGCAAGCAGUUCCAGACCAUCGUGGCCAACGCACAUGCUCCGAUCAACCACAUCGCCUUUCCCGUGGUCAUCAUCUGCAACAAGAACCGUCUGAACUGGUCUCGGCUGCCGGAGAUCAAGUCGCUAUACAAUAUCACGCCGCCGCAAGAGGAACUCUUUGAUCGCAUCCUCACCGCCUAUGAUGGUCUCAGUUUUCACAACUUCAACGUGUUCGAUUCGCUCGUAGGCGAGUCCUUGGAUGAACUCAAUCACCUGAACUUUACGCAAAUCGUGAUUGAGAUGUCCUGGAGAUGUGACGAAAUCCUUCAAGAUUGCCACUGGCAGAAAGCACCCAGAGACUGCUGUAAACUCUUUCGACCCCGUCGCCUGCCCCUCGGCUAUUGUCUGGCCUUCAACGAGCUGGAGAGGCGACGUGGCAUGGAGACGGGAAUCAACUCAGGGCUCCUGCUGAGGCUACUUCAACGGCAGACGCAUCAUGCGCCUGGGAAUCCAGGCCUAAAGGGCUUCUGGGUAGGUAUCAGUUCCUUUUUCGUUAAGAAAGGAGCUGGUUUAGAAUUUGGUUUAUUUUGCCAGCUAACAGUGGUGGAAUCUUCGGUGUGGUUCGGUUUUCCCAUCGAGGUGGUGCCCCACAUCCGCACCAACGUAGCCGUUACAGCGGUAUACCACUACUAUGACGAGAGCACCCUGAGCACGCCCUCCAGCUGGCGGCACUGCGUCAUGGACUACGAGGAGGAGAGCGAGCACUUCUUCACCCUGGAGGGCCAGAAGUAUAUGCUGGAGAACUGCCAGGCGGAGUGCCAGCAGCGCUACCUGCUGCGGUACUGCAACUGCUCCGUGGAUCUGUUCUAUCCGCCAUCCGAUUAUCCCGCCUGCCGGCUGAAGGAUCUGCCCUGCCUGGCGUCCCACAACCAUUUGCUGCAGAACUUCGAGCAGCCCGGAGAGCAUCCCUAUGUGCACCGGGAGGAGUCCGGCCUGGUCUGCGAGUGCCUGUACAACUGCAAGUCCCUCUCCCUGCUGACCGACAUGCGGAAGAGUGUCCUGCAACCCUGGCUGCGAUCCAAUUCCAGCGCCAUCGAGAGCAUGUGGCUCAACGUCUUCUUCAAGAAGCCCUCCAUGCUGGUCUACAAGACCAACUUGAUUUACACCUGGGUGGACUUGAUUGUGUCAUUCGGAGGCAUUUGCCAGCUUUGUUUGGGCUGCUCGAUUAUCAGCCUCAUCGAGUUCAUAUUCUUUGCGCUGUACAAAGUGCCACAAUUUUAUUGGAAGCGUUUAUUGAAUGAAUAAAGUUGAUUUGAUUUGUUACUUA